This is a messenger RNA of Suillus paluster, 345 nucleotides long. RefSeq names its product peptidase S8/S53 domain-containing protein. Gene Ontology annotation, biological process: proteolysis. The record is from RefSeq and is a predicted model, not a curated record. The annotation marks the transcript as partial. The transcript is spliced from 3 exons. Gene Ontology annotation, molecular function: serine-type endopeptidase activity; tripeptidyl-peptidase activity. NCBI's taxonomy places the organism in Eukaryota, Fungi, Basidiomycota, Agaricomycetes, Boletales, Suillaceae.
UUCAUCCAGGCUUAUCCCGAUGUGGCUGCGCAAGGGCUGAACUUCCUUAUCGUCUACCAGGGCCAGACAGGACACGUUGGCGGCACAUCCUGUUCUUCACCCACAUUCACCUCGUUCGUUUCCAUGCUGAAUGACGCACGCAUCAGUGAUGGCAAAACCCCUCUCGGCUUCCUCAACCCUUUCUUGUACUCAAACGGUUACACUGCGCUGAAUGAUAUCACCGCGGGCAACAACCCAGGAUGUGGAACUGAGGGCUUCAAUGCCACUAUUGGAUGGGAUCCUGUUACUGGCUUUGGGACACCCAAUUUCGAGAAGUUGAAGGCACUGGUAUUGAGCAUGCCCUAA